Rubroshorea leprosula is the source of this 1736-nucleotide messenger RNA. NCBI's taxonomy places the organism in Eukaryota, Viridiplantae, Streptophyta, Magnoliopsida, Malvales, Dipterocarpaceae. The record is from the annotation of a GenBank genome assembly.
GCCAAUGGUUAAUUGUAACUUUUACCAAACCGUGUAAGACGAUCGGCAGUGCAUCUUGAACGUUCUGUUUGAUCGGCAGUCUAACUUCAACCGUCACCGCUCUACUGCAAAACCCCCGCCACCGCAUCCAAAAGAUGCAUUCUUUCAUGCCCCCCACCGUCGACGGCCAGCUGCUUAGUAUUCCCAGUAUGACCCUAUCAGAAAUCUUGGGGUCUUUUUUCACUAAUUCAAUAAUGCAGCCUAUUAAUUGUGGGUAGAACAUGAGAACCCAAUUCGAUCGGAAAGAGGAACCAGUAAUCGUAACGGAAAUUCACCAGAGGCGCCAAACAUGUCGUCAAUCAGGAACGAUCGGAAUCUUUCACAAUAUCUCCCAAGAAAGACAACAGCUAAACAGAGCUUCCAGAACCGCUCGUUCCCCCUCGUCCUUGGAAUGGAACAGACCCAGCAACUUCUCGAUGAACGGCUGCUGGAUAAAAACCUAGAGGAGCUCGGCCCCAUCCUAUGCUUCACCACCAAUUUGAUGAGAAAUGCAUACGCCGAUUCCAGGACACGAAAGGCCAACAAAAUUACCUGGGCACGGCCGUCCCCAGAUUUCUUUAGGACGCCUCCGCCGCAACUGCAGGAACAAGACAAUCUCGAUUAUUUCGAAGCAUUCCAUGCCAAACACCGCAGUGUAAUGAAGUCCCUUUUCCAAGAUAGAGUGUGGCCCCGUCUGGAACUCGACUACCAGUUCCUGACCAACUACGUUACCGAUCGCAGACACAGGAUUCAGUUCAGCCGCCCUGUGAUUCUGAAGUUGCUGGAUAUUUUCGGCUCAGAGGAUGAGAGGGAGAGGGGUGCAGUUGCUACCCUUUUAAAGGGAAUCUACAAUCGAUUUCCAGAGCAUAGAAUUUUUAUCAGGAAAUCAGUCUACAACAUAUUCUAUCAGUUCAAUUGUUCUACGGAUUCGAAGCACAAUGGGCUUCCGGAGCUGUUAACUUUCUUGAAAGGAAUUGUCCAGGAACGUGAAUCUUUGUAUCUCGAAGAGGAGUUCAGGGUUUUUCUUCUCCGGUCGCUAAUUCCCCUCUACAAAUCGAAGUGGCUCGUUAUGUUUUAUCCUUUUUUAAGGAACUGCAUUGCGGAAUUCAUUAUGAAAGAUCGCAAGCUUGCCGACUCUGUUAUUCAGCGGAUCCUCAAGUACUGGCCAAAACCGGGGAGUUCCAGGGAAUACUUUUUCUUGGACGCGGCGGGGUGUUUUCUUGCGGAGGCGAAGACAUCGGCCGACUUUAGCAGCUCCAUGGUGGCUUUGUUGGAAAAGAUUGGUCGGUGCUUGAGUAGUCCGCAGUUCAAUGUUGCGGAGAAGGCCCUGUCCCUAUUGAAUGUCAAUGGAGGACUCGGAAUCCUGAUAAAGAAGAAUUUCAAGAUUGUACUGCAGAUUGUCUAUCCGGGGCUGAACGAAGCUGCUGCUAACCAUUGGCGGCCGAAAACAAGGAAGUUGGCAGUGAAGAUCAGUACGAAAUUGAAGACAAUUGAUCCUGUGUUCUACAACGAUGGCUUUGGUGCGGGAAGAUAGAUGGAUCCAAUUGGAAGGGAAGGCAGCUGCAAUUAAGUUUUGUUUAUGUUGAUCUGUUUCUAUGUUCUGUAUCAUUAUUGAACAGUAGAAGCCUUGUGAGAUUUUAAGACUAUGGCAGUUUUGAUGAAAGAAAAUUAGUAUAAUCGCUUGUAUCUAUUUCCCACAAUAUAUUGAAAUUUUUUGU